Molecule: messenger RNA, 695 nt
Organism: Aspergillus versicolor CBS 583.65
Lineage: Eukaryota; Fungi; Ascomycota; Eurotiomycetes; Eurotiales; Aspergillaceae
Exons: 2
Coding region: 92-490 (132 amino acids)
Source: RefSeq, a predicted model, not a curated record
CCCCGGAUUUAGAGCCGGAAUCGAAGUCUGAGGCCGAGAAUUUGGUGUAAUCCAGACCAGCCCAAGCCAGAUCGAUCAGAUCCGUGUGCAAAUGAAAAAAGCAAAAGAUGACCCUGUCAAAGAGUAUAUGAUGACAAACAAAGGAGAUGUGAAGACCUCGGCGAAGGCAGGGGUCCAGCACGAAGGGAAGAACGCUCAAAAAACAAACAAAGGGAAAAAAGAAGAACAAGAACAAUACCACCCAAUAGUGGCAGCCCUGCUGACCAAGAAAGAGAAGGCAAAUGAUCAAAUAUCAUCAAACAUUAAAAAGACAUUUCACUUCGUAAACAUGUCAGUCGUAUCAAUCAGUAAUCGUAACACAAUUGCCGCCCCUCGUCCAGGUCCAACCCGCAGAUGCAACAGAAAACAAUUAAAUCAAAGGCUCAAGAAAUCCCAAAUACAGAAAGUAAGAAUGAAUAGAAACAAGACGAAAAGACAAAUAAAAUGGUAGAACGGUCGAGGGGCGAUGGUGAAAGAAUAAAACUGGAUGUGCUGGUGGAGCGAGGGCGGCAAAGCAUAGCUGUCUCUGGAUACGGCUGAUAUGAAUCCUUGGCCUAAUCCUUAGACUUGGGCAAAGCCUGGCGCGUCUCCUCGGGCGGGGGCAGCGCCAUAUUCCUGAACCAUUCGUCGAAAGUCUCGAAUUACCUUUUCAGGAA